Messenger RNA from Asterias rubens (European starfish), 6277 nucleotides. RefSeq names its product transcription initiation factor TFIID subunit 3-like. NCBI's taxonomy places the organism in Eukaryota, Metazoa, Echinodermata, Asteroidea, Forcipulatida, Asteriidae. The coding region runs from base 131 to 3154 and encodes 1007 amino acids. Gene Ontology annotation, molecular function: protein heterodimerization activity. The transcript is spliced from 9 exons. Gene Ontology annotation, cellular component: transcription factor TFIID complex. The record is from RefSeq and is a predicted model, not a curated record.
AACAUUUGACGGCGGUGAUGGCGCCUGCCUGUAUUCGGUGAAUUAGCUACAAGAAUUUUGUCAGAAUAAAUGACAUUUUGACGUCCAGUAAAGCCAUUUUUGUUCGGCAGAUGUUGUAGACUGAGCUAAAAUGGCAGAUGAAUACUGCCGUAGUCUUUUGAAGGUUGCAGUAGCUCAGCUGUGCCAGGGGUUGGGGUGGCAUGCUGUACAUACAACACCAUGUGACCUUCUGACAGACGUCUUGCAGAGAUACCUUGAACAUCUAGCAAGACAUUCUCACCGCUAUGCUGAACAAUAUGGUCGGACUGAUCCCAACCUGGAUGAUGUUGGUUUGACAUUCUCCCACAUGCAUGUCCGUUUGAAUGAGCUGGAGACAUACCUGAAAGAGGUUGAACCUAUCCCCUUUGCUCAUCCUCUACCAUCGUUCCCGAUUCCUAAGAGAAACAAUCUCCAGAUUCCUCAGCCAGGAAGCAGAGACUGCAGGGAGAGGUUGGAGUACAUCCCAGAGCAUAUGCCACCAUUAGGUGACAUUGCAGGAGAAUAUGGUGAAGGUCUUGAUUCAAUGGAUUUAUCCCAUUCAUCUCGGAUGUCAAUUGACAUUGAUGGCUACGAGCCACACACACCCCUCAUGAGUCCUAACUCACCUCGAGGUGAUAAACGUGAGCUUCUUAGUCCUGCCAGUGAGUUUAACUACAAGAGACUGCGGCUAAUUGAUGAUGGCACACCCCGAGAGCUAACAGCAAUAUCCAUGGGUAUCAAUGGAGAAAUAACACCUAAGAGAGAAGGCAGGCUUCCUGUUGCGACCACACCUCCCCGUAAACCAUUAGUAGAACGUAGAAGUGGUCUUCCCCAAAUACCUCUCUCAAAACAAGAUACCAAGAUGGACGGGCUGCUAACUAAAGUCCCAAAAUCUCCGCGACCAAGUGCUAACAUUGAUCUUAAAUCAUCUAAAGCAAAGGGUAUCACCCCACCAAAGCCCAAACCCAAAUCACCAAAGCAUUUGUUUUUCUCGCCAAGUGGUGCUCCGUCUGUGUUUCAAGUGAAGCCCAAGAGCCCAGCUGUAGUUAUCAUGGAUAAAGUCAAAGAGUUAAUGCCCUCUGGGAGUAAGAGCCUUAAAGUCACAGGACCUAAUAUCGGAACGUUACUCAUCACAACAAAGAAAUCAUCAGAGACUGCACCCAUCACUCCAACGCACCAUAGUGAUGACGAUAAGAGUCCAAGCCCUAAGAAACCAUCUGCUUUGGAUGUUUAUGACUUUGAAGAUGAGGAUACUAAGCCAAGACCCUCCAAGACGUUUGAUCCAUGUGGAGAGGCGCCAGACCCUUCUAAAGCUGUCCUCCCAUCCGCAAGGUUAAUAGUGGACGAUGAAGAGGAAGUUGUGGCAAAUGAAGCCAGCAUAAAUGACACUAUUGAAUCUGUUAUAUCCAAAAUGGCUCGAAGUAGUGACAAUAAACCCGGUAAAAAGAACGGUAAAGAAGACAGGACUAAAGAAAAGGGCAAGGAUAAAGUUAAAGAAAAGGGUAAAGAUAAAAACAACGAGAAGGGUAAAGGUGGACUUCUUGAUAUGGCAAACAAAUCUACUCAGGAGAAGUCUAGUAGUAAAGGACAAUCUUUGCCCCCAAAGCUGUUAUUUAAACAUGCCUGGCGGGACAGUGAAGGGGCUACUACAUCUGCGACAUCGCUUAAACUUCUCAUCAAAACAGAUAAGUCUGAUUCAAAAGACAAGAGGGAAAGUAAAGAGAAGAAAGAUAAAAUUAAGAAGAACAGUGAUGAAAAAUCUGUCGGUAAAGUGUCCAAGAAGGAGCGUUCCAAACGGAAAAAGGACCAAAUGAAAAAAGACAAACUGAAAAAGAAAAAAAUGGAUAAGAAACGUAAAUUGCAAGAGUUGUCGGGUAAGAGGCCGAACUCGGACGGAGAAACGGAGCCAGACUCUCAAAAGCAGCCGGCUAUCGCUAAGCUCAACAUCAUUACCAAGAAUCCUAAAUCCAUGAAGGUACGUCUUGUGUCUCAGUCAGAGAGUGCAUCCAGUAGUCCAAGUCGAGAUAAGACAGAUGAGAAACAACAGAAAGAUAAGAUGAAUCAAAAGAAGAAACGGAAGGAUAAGGAGAGAAAGGCUAAGGUGAAAGCAGCGAGAGAGUCUCUCAAGAAGGCUAAGAAGAAAGAUGAAAACACUGGUGUGAAGAGAGGGAAGGAUGACAAGAGCUCCUCAGAAGAACCUCCUGAGAAAGUAGCUAAGUUGAUUGUUCCCAAGAUAACAUUGAGGAUGGGUGCUGCAUCUUCAAAAGGAGAGGCCACAAAAAUAUUUAUCAAGAAGCAAUCAGAAAUGCCCAAACCGCCACCAGCAAGAGCUCGUACCCCAUCAUCUUCCUCUUCAUCUUCCUCAUCAUCCUCUCCAUCCCCCUCCCCAAGGCGUAAAUCACCCUCCCCAUCUCCGCCCCCACGUUCUCCUUCCCCUCCACCUCGUUCACCAUCCCCCCAAUCAAGCUCUCCCAGCCCCCCACCCAAGAAGACCCCAGCUGCCAAGAAGGCAUCCCUAUCCAAGAAAGCGUCGCAGCCCAAGAAAACUGUUGUGGCAUCUCCACCGCCUUCCCCGCCCGCACCCAGGUCUCCAUCUCCCCCACCUCCAUCUCCCCCAACCCCUAAGAUACCUGUGACUGCUCCACCUGUAAGGAAAGCAGCUUCUAAGGCAUUCUCAGCAAUAGCUAAACCAACUAAGGGUGUCCCUGCAGUGUCAACAGUUACCUCUCAGCCAACCACUCCCAUUAAGGGUAUCUCGGUACCUACAAAAGCAUCUCUAAAAGCCCCUGUUGAGAAACCUGCGAUGACGAAGGGAGCUGGUAAAACAGCAACAGGCCAGAAAUCACCAGGAGGUGCUCCAGCUGGAGUGGCUGGUGUGACAGUAGGAAGCUCGGCUCAGCGUACUGUUAUUCUAGAGACUGUUGGAACUGUAGUGAGUGACACUGGAGAGAGGAUUUGGAUUUGUCCAAACUGUAAAUUGCCAGAUGAUGGGAGUGCAAUGGUGGGAUGUGAUACGUGUGAUGACUGGUACCAUUGGCCAUGUGUAGGUAUCAAGGAAGAACCAACGGAGUCAAAUUGGUACUGUCCUCGAUGCCGGGUCCCGAGCAAGAAAAAAGGCAAAAAGAAACAUAAAUAAGCACUAAGUAUUUAGGUAGGUUUACACCUUGACGGUAACACAUGAACAAUGAUGUCAUGGCUGGGUCAAAUUCAAAUUAUGUCAAAGAAGUGUUUUUCUUGAGGUCUGUGUCAAGGAAGUGUUGUUUCUUGAGGUCUGUGUCAAGGAAGUGUUGUUUCUUGGUGUCUGUCAUCCUCAAAAUGUGCAAGACAUGUCUCUGAAUUCCACUAGAGUAAAACAAAGUACAUUGCAACUAGGGAGGUUUAAAAGAACACUGUGGACAUGUAGGUUUUGUUGUCUGUUUGUAAAGUGUUUUGAAGAUGGACACCCUUUUUCAUCUCUUGUGUAAAAAGUAUUCCAACUGAGUGAUUUGUUUGCCAAGUGUUAACAUUUACAAGGAAUUGGUCACACACUGUGGUCACACAUUACCUAGGAUUCAAAACUGCAUGGUUGCGAUACAAUCCAGUAAGGUUUGCAGUAAUUCCACAGAUUAUGUUGCAGAGAUGGGACCGUACAUCAUGAAUGUAGGACCCUACAUCAUGAAUGUAGGACCCUACAUCAUGAAUGUAGGACCCUACAUCAUGAAUGUAGGACCCUACAUCAUGAAUGUAGGACUCUACAUCAUGAAUGUAGGACCCUACAUCAUGAAUGUAGGACCCUACAUCAUGAAUGUAGGAUCCUACAUCAUGAAUGUAGGACCCUACAUCAUGAAUGUAGGACCCUACAUCAUGAAUGUAGGACCCUACAUCAUGAAUGUAGUCACUCAUACUCGACCUGUACCAGUUACAAAAUGGAUGCCAAUAACCUGAGUCGGUGAAUCGAGUGCUGUGCGUGUAAUGGUAACUGGUUUUUUUUUCAAAUGUUUAGUCAGAUCCUGUAUGUUAUGAUCUUUACUAAGACUUAAUUAAUGUAAUGAGCUGUAUGUCAUUGUUUGUUAUUGACAGAACAAAAACCUCUGAAAGAAAUCUAAUUGAUACAAAGUUGUUUUUUGUACUGACUGUAUAUUUUUAAUCCUGUGAAAUAUUUUUCAAUAUUAUAUUGUGUGGUGUAAAGUUAUAGUAUAGACCGUCUCCGUUUGUCUUGAAAAGGUUAGAAAUGGAUUGCCAUUCUUCUAAUUUCAUUCUCUUUUCAUUGUUGAAAUGAGUUUAUUAUAAAAUCAUAGACUGCAAGGGGGCUUAACAAUUUGACUGAAAUCAGUGGCACAACUGAGGGAGUUUCCGUGCUUGGGGUGCAAAUGGAAUUUCUUUGAUGUUCAUAACUUUUAUCUCCACAAGAUUGUUUUUAUUUUUAAAGACUUUUUAUAUUUAGGUUUGCCUGAAACAUGAGGUUGAAAUGAGAGGGGUCCUAAAGCCAUGUCUGAAUUAGUGGCUGUAAUUUGAUCGUCAUGAGAACUUGCAUUGAAGAAUAGGACGACUUAGCAACAGCUGAUAGCAACAACAGCCAAUUUAGACAAAGCUCAAGUACAGUUGUUUGUAUAUUAUUUGACUCCGUCUUCAUGAAAUGAAUUUUAAAUUUUCUCUUUUGCUGGGUCUGAGCUAGUGAUAAAGUGCAGCCCACACUUUCUUCAGCUCUGACAAAAGAACUCCUUGUCACAUUCCCUUCGCAAAAUAAUUCACCAUUCUGUAUGAAAUGCAAAAUUGAAUUUAUUUAAUUGCAAUUAUUGUCACAUAGAUUUCGUAAGUAGGUGUGGAUUCUACCUCAGUGAGUAAAUCACAGACUUGUGAAACAUUCAAAGGACAACCUUUACCACUUUCUGAAUGAUAUUGCACAGGAAAUGCCAUAACAUGUCUUAGUUGGUCUUUGUUAGUUAGAGCGGAGUUGGUACAAAUAUAGAUUGUGUAGGAGUGCAAAGGUGAAAAUAUCAAAAGUUAAAUUCAACAGGGCCAAGCAGAGUUUAAGAAAAUAUUCUCUGCAUUGCACGAACACAGAACAUUCAUUAUUUAUUUUGUGUAACGCCCAAGUAAUCACCAAAAUGUACACGAUUGUAUUCUUGCAUCCUCUAUGAGGGUGAUUUUGUAAAUCUGUGAAAGGUUGGUUGAUGGCUGGUCUAGAAGUGAAAGGUUGGUUGAUGGCUGGUCUAGAAAUGAAAGGUUGGUUGAUGGCUGGUCUAGAAGUGAAAGGUUGGUUGAUGGCUGGUCUAGAAGUGAAAGGUUGGUUGAUGGCUGGUCUAGAAAUGAAAGGUUGGUUGAUGGCUGGUCUAGAAGUGAAAGGUUGGUUGAUGGCUGGUCUAGAAGUGAAAGGUUGGUUGAUGGCUGGUCUAGAAGUGAAAGGUUGGUUGAUGGCUGGUCUAGAAGUGAAAGGUUGGUUGAUGGCUGGUCUAGAAGUGAAAGGUUGGUUGAUGGCUGGUCUAGAAGUGAAAGGUUGGUUGAUGGCUGGUCUAGAAGUGAAAGGUUGGUUGAUGGCUGGUCUAGAAGUGAAAGGUUGGUUGAUGGCUGGUCUAGAAGUGAAAGGUUGGUUGAUGGCUGGUCUAGAAGUGAAAGGUUGGUUGAUGGCUGGUCUAGAAGUGAAAGGUUGGUUGAUGGCUGGUCUAGAAGUGAGAAUAGUCAAACACUGAAGGGCGCUGGUAAGUUUGUCAUUUGAUUGGAGGAUAAAGCCAUCACUGAGUAAAUUAAAUGGACAAGAAUUCUUUUUACCAACCACUUUGAGAGUUUUUUGUGUGGCUGUGUUUUAGGCAUGGUUUGGUCUAUUGUGAAAUAAAUACCUCCAAUCCUCCAAUUAAAUAACACCAAGCAUCAUGCCCUGUAUUUGCACCUGACGAAAAACUUCACACAACACUUGUGUUCGUCACAUGUGUAUUAAUUAAGAACCAAUGUAACUUUGAUAUACUUUAACACUGGACAAUUUAAUUUGUUCACCACAAAAAUGUAUCACUUGUCAAGAUUGUAUGAAUUUAAUAAUUUAAUAAUGACCAAUAAAAAACUAAAAAAACAUCAAGGGACAUGAAUUUUGCCGCAACAAUAUUUUUGUUGAUGGGUUUGCAACUGUGAAGAACUGAAGCCUGCCCUCUGUAUUGUUACCUGGAUGCACUAAGUGAAACAAGGGUUUUCUUCAUCAAAUUUAGCUGUGAUACUUGUAUUCUUCAAGAUAUGAAAUUAUUAUGAUUAGGAAGACAAAUUAUUGAUAAUAAAAUGGCAUGAAUUUUAA